AGGAAAGCUGCAUUUCUUGUAUAUGACAAAAAUAGGAUGGUGGCAAAUAAGCCGAGAAAAUAGUUUUUGAAAAUUACUGUCAUUUGUAUGGGGUGGGCAAAGUAUGAAAUAGACUUAAUCUUUUACAUAAUGAAUAAAGGAGUUAGUACUAUAAAGUGCUUUAGAACAAUGACUGGUGUACAUCAAAUACCAAAUUUGCUUUAUUUGAAAGAAAUCCAGAUAAUCUUAAUUUGUAAGGUUGCUAAUGGAACUCGUAGCAAUCAAUUCUCAUAAUAGCAUCUAAAAACAUUUUAAAAGAAUGUAAGCCUUUGGAAAUAAAGUGUCGUGUUUCCUUAUGAUUCUAUCAUUAAUACUGGUGACAUUUUGUGUGAGCAUAAGUUUACUUUGAUUGUAUCAACCUUCUUGCAAUCCGCUCUAGUUGAAUCAGUAUUGAAUGAUCAACUCUAGUAUGCUCUAUACGAGACCGUGUGGGAGAUGGGCAAAUUAUUAUAACAAAAUAAUAAAACUAAACAAUCAGAAUUUAGUAAUUAUAAAAUGAUAAAAAUUAAACUCCAUGAAGUAGCAUUUGAAUUAGCAUGAGUUUUCGGAUAGCACGGAGAGGCAAGAACACUAGUAUAUAAUGUUCGUGGACUCCAAAAAAACCUCAUUACCAGAAAGUGCUCCGGAUUUGAGAGUUAGGGCGGCUUCUACCCCAAUUAAGAAAAUAGUGAAAAUUUGCCUCGCUGCAACUCAGUUAGAAUGAAGGAGAGCUGGGUUUUUCACCACCCUAUCCAGUGUCCUCCAACGGUGCCCGAGUGGACAGGCGGGCUUCUUCAAGUCCCGCUGCACUUGUUAGCUCUGCAGAGGCUCGCACUCAAAGCCGGGCUGAGAAUGCGGGGACCUCGGACUUGCCCAGCCUCUCAAGCAAGCAUAGCACUAGGGUAGGUUCUGCAACUCGGCUCUUGCCACGCCUCCUCGCCCUGGCUGACGGAGGUUCCGUGGCUCCCUGGCGCCCCCUGGUCUGGUUCUGCGGGGUAGGUUUCCGGUGAGCCUCUACCCGUACCGGACAACUCCCUCCUCCUGGGCAGCUACCAUCUCUGUGGCUUUGCCUGACCCCCCUGUUCCAGGUGGGACUUGUCCCGUGAACUGCGGUGCCUUCACCAUCCCCUUCGCGUGGUUGUCCGGCUGCAUAUGCCUCUGUAGCCCUGGCGCGCUGUGGGCGCUUGUGGGUGCUCCUGACCGCUCCUGGUGCGGCUCCGUGGCAGACUGCAGCCAUCCGCUGGGCCCCCGGCGCUCCGCCCCUUCACGGCCUGUGGGAAUCCAGUCAAGGGAUGCAGGAGUGGAGGGAGCCAGCUGCUUUGUGCUGAAGGAAAAAGUACCUCAUCUGGUAAAGCUUCUAUCUGCUGGAGAAGGGCCCCACCCCUCCCCCGGGGGACUUGCAGGAAACACCACAAAAGCCUCUGCCAGACCGGGGAUACCAGUAGCUGCCUGCUUCUAGUUUAUGCAAGUGGGGGUGUCUAAUCUGUGACCCGUGGCCGCAUGCAGCCCAGGAAGGCUGUGAAUGCAGCCCAAUACAAAAUCGUUUGGAGGUUGCUAUGUUAAUGCUGCUUGUCUUUGGAAUAUUGCUUCAUGACAUCCCACUGAGUAGCCAAGAUGAGGCUUUUCCAGGAGCCCAUGGCAUUCCUGGUGAACCUUUGUUUAACUAUGCCAGCAUCCGCUUGCCAGAGGAACACAUUCCCUUCUUUUUAUACAAUAAUGGGCAUAUUGCCAUGGUCUGCAAGAAAGACUCCCAUUGUCCUUAUAAGAAACACUUAGAAAAUCUAAAGUACUGCUGGGGCUAUGAGGGAUCCUGCAGACCAGAGUUCAGGUUCAGUUACCCUGUUUGCACCUACGUCGACAUGGGAUGGACAGACACUCUGGAGUCAGCCCAGGACACGUUCUGGAAGCAAGCUGACUUUGGAUAUGCUGGAGCGCGGCUGCGGGAACUGCAUGUGCUCUGCCAGCCUGAGCAAAUGAAUGACUCAAGUUUGGUAUGUUCCCGUUACCUUCAGUAUUGCAGAGCAGUCAAUCUCUAUCUUGAUUUAAGAAACAUCAAGAGAAACCAUGACAGAUUUAAAGAAGAUUUUCUCCAGACUGGUGAAAUUGGAGGACACUGUAAACUUGACAUUCAUACAUUAAUGUCGGAAGGUCAGCGCAAAAGCCCUUUACAGUCUUGGUUUGCGGAGCUCCAAAGCUAUACUCAGCUCAACUUCAGACCUAUAGAAGAUGCUAAAUGUGACAUUGUUAUUGAAAAGCCAACCUACUUCAUGAAAUUGGAUGCAGGUGUUAACAUGUAUCACCACUUCUGUGACUUUGUCAAUCUUUACAUCACUCAACACGUCAACAAUUCCUUUACUACAGAUGUGUACAUUGUGAUGUGGGACACGAGCUCCUAUGGAUACGGUGACCUGUUCUCUGACACAUGGAAAGCAUUUACUGAUUAUGAUGUGAUACAUUUGAAAACUUAUGAUUCCAAAAGGGUUUGUUUUAAAGAAGUGAUUUUUUCACUACUCCCUCGGAUGAGAUACGGGCUGUUUUAUAAUACCCCUCUGAUAUCUGGCUGUCAAAAUACUGGAUUAUUCAGGGCAUUUUCCCAGCAUAUACUACACAGAUUGAACAUCACACAAGAGGGACCCAAGGGUGGAAAAAUUAGAGUCACCCUUCUUGCACGGAGCACAGAAUACCGGAAAAUACUAAACCAAAAUGAGCUUGUAAACGCACUGAAAACGGUAUCUACAUUUGAAGUCCAGAUUGUCGAUUACAAGUAUAAGGAACUUGGGUUUUUGGAUCAGCUAAGGAUCACCCACAACACAGAUAUAUUUAUUGGAAUGCACGGAGCUGGUCUUACCCAUUUACUUUUCCUGCCAGACUGGGCUGCAGUAUUUGAGCUGUACAACUGUGGAGAUGAGCGUUGCUACCUGGACCUGGCCAGGCUCAGAGGCAUACAUUAUAUCACUUGGCAAAGACAGAACAAAGUCUUUCCUCAAGAUAAGGGUCACCACCCAACUCUGGGGGAACAUCCAAAGUUUACCAACUACUCUUUUGAUGUAGAAGAAUUUAUGUACCUUGUCCUUCAGGCUGCAGACCACAUAUUGCAACACCCAAAGUGGCCAUUUAAGAAAAAACAUGAUGAGUUGUGAAUGUGCUCAGUCUGUUUGCAGAAAGCGGGUGUUUGAGCCCUGCCACUCCCAAUUUAGUCAGUAAAACAAAUGGUAUUUCUUAGCCCUCAAAUGAUCUGUUCUAUACCAAAAUAUGCCUUCAGGAGAUUGCUUAUAGGUUUUUUACUGUUUCAUGUGAUUUUUGUGUCAUUGCUAUUUAUCAAGAUACUCUUUUUGUACUGAAAACUUUUACUUUUUGUAGCUCAAAAAUUGGUCAUGGUCUCACUGAGUAACUGAGCUUUCCUCUUAAGUAGUCAACUUUCUUAGCUUUAGAAUUUGUAAAUGUUUUUGUAGAAUACAAUGGGAUUGUUCAUUCCAGAGACUUUCAACUUGUUUAUGAUAUAUUUAAGUAAGUUCACAACAGCUUCUAUUUGCCAUAAUUUAUUCAUAGCACUGUUUGUGGUAGGAAAGGAAGACAUGCAACAAACACACACAGUUUUUGAUUCUCAGUACCAAGCUAUAGGAUCAAGUAGUAGAUCGAACGGUGCUAUAACCAGAUCCUUUUUUACUCUAUCAGAGUCCAAAUUAGCUCCCACUGAAUUCUCUGCUGUAUAUUUUCAGUUGAAGGCAGCUUAUAGAAUCAAGAGCCUGAAUGAAUCAUGCUGCUAUAUUCAUAUGUAUUCACAUAUUUCAUAUGCAAAUCAGUUUCCCCCAAUGCACUACAUAUGAUAAAGACAAAUUAGAAUAUUCUUUAGGACUGUUCUGUGUACCUUUUAGCUGGUUUGCACUGGCUCCUUAGCUGUGGAGAGCACUUCUGUAUCAAACCAUGGCCUCCAGUGUGUGCACUUGCUGCUGCAGUGUCUGUGCAUUCACCCACCUCUUUCACAUACAGGCAUGGCAGUGUUUUUGCAAACUUUAGAUUAGCUAUGUAAGAAGAAUUGCUGCGGUCCAGCCGCAGCUAGGUCCAGGGUUUCCUGAAAGGUGGGUAAGGCGUCAGCGAUGGGAGACAGACGACAACACGCCUCAGAGGACAGUGAUGCUCUGUUCCGUUUAUUGCAAGUACAAGCAGGUUUUU
Messenger RNA from Phyllostomus hastatus (greater spear-nosed bat), 4191 nucleotides. It is a transcript of the gene EOGT, whose product is annotated as EGF domain specific O-linked N-acetylglucosamine transferase. Gene Ontology annotation, cellular component: endoplasmic reticulum lumen. The record is from RefSeq and is a predicted model, not a curated record. The coding region runs from base 1575 to 3158 and encodes 527 amino acids. Lineage: Eukaryota; Metazoa; Chordata; Mammalia; Chiroptera; Phyllostomidae. The transcript is spliced from 18 exons. Gene Ontology annotation, molecular function: protein N-acetylglucosaminyltransferase activity.